Carcharodon carcharias (great white shark) is the source of this 12316-nucleotide messenger RNA. RefSeq names its product protein SOGA1-like. The coding region runs from base 397 to 5664 and encodes 1755 amino acids. The record is from RefSeq and is a predicted model, not a curated record. NCBI's taxonomy places the organism in Eukaryota, Metazoa, Chordata, Chondrichthyes, Lamniformes, Lamnidae. Gene Ontology annotation, biological process: regulation of autophagy. The transcript is spliced from 14 exons.
GGGAGCAAGUUGGCUCUGAGUGGGUAGCAUGCGUCACUGGAUCAGGAGCUUUGGGCGGUGUAUGAUGCUAUUUUCCAGAAGCAGAGUGGCGCAUUAAACAGGGAGAGUGUUUCACUGAAAACACAAGAAGAGAUCCCAAAUAUAUGCAUGUAUUUAUGUUUCAAAAAUACUAGAGGAAACGGGGCGUCCCGGCCGCUUUGCAUUCUGAUCGAGCCUUUUGCAAUCGUGUUGAAUGGAUCAGCGUCCGCCCCAGGACUCGGUGGCGAUGGGAUGAGAUGAGAUGAAUAUCGUGGCUGAGGCAAGGACUGCUGUGUCUUGUUCCUUUAAGCAAACAAAAAAAUAAAUAAAUAAAUAAAUAAAUAAAUCCGUUCAUCGAGGUCGAUAGAUGGGUGAGGGAUGGAGGCGGUGAACGGAGCUCCGGAGCUUCCGCAGCCGGCGGAGAAGAAGAAGCUGCACCGAGCUCCCUCCCCGGCCAGACCCAAGGCGAUCCGGGGCUGGUCGGUGGCGAAAUCCAAAUGUAACCCGGGCUCCAAGCAGGGGCUCGCCCAGUGCCGGCUGUCCCGGCACAGCCCGGCUCUCAAGGACAUCAAGCUGGGGAAAAUGCCAGCGAGUAAGGCGGCGGCAGCAGCGGCUGCUUCUUCCUCCUCUUCCCGAGCGGGUAAGAAGCCGGAGCGGGGAGCAGCCGGGCUGAAAGGCAGCGCCGCCGGCAAGAGGAAGAGCCAGCGGGGCGGCGGCGGCUCCUCCGCCGGCGCCGCUCUCGCUCUCGGCAAGUUGUCGCCCACCGCCACCGACAGCAGCUCCGAGCUUUCCGACUGCCCGUCCGAGCAGCUCUCCGAGGACAACAAGCUGCUCUCGCCCGACACCGGCGACAGCGAGUCGGGCCGCGGGGCCAGCGAGUCCGAGCCCCGGGACGGGAGAGGGGGCUGCCCCACGCCCCCCGACACCUUGGACGAGCGGACCUGGCCCGGGGAGGACGGCUCCCUGGCUUCGGCCAGCGGGCAGUCGGACGCCGCGUCCGGGGCCAAGUCCCCGUCGCUGGAGAGCCGGCUCCCCGUCAGCAACUCGCUGGCCUUCUCCGACUUCAGCGAAGAAUUCGUUGACAGCAUCCAGGAGGAAUUCUUAAAAGAAAUAGAAGAGCUUCGAUCCGAAAACGAUUAUCUGAAGGAUGAAAUUGAGGAGCUUCGAGCUGAAAUGCUGGAAAUGAGGGAUAUCUAUUUGGAAGAAGAUGUUUACCAGCUGCAGGAACUUCGUCAAGAACUAGACCGAGCAAACAAAACUUGCCGGAUCCUUCAGUACCGACUGCGAAAGACUGAACGCAGAAGCCUAAGAGUAGCUCAGACAGGCCAAGUUGAUGGAGAACUAAUCCGAAGUUUAGAGCAAGAUGUGAAGGUCUCAAAAGAUGUGUCUGUAAGGCUUCACAAUGAACUGGAAGCUGUUGAGAAGAAAAGAAUAAAGUUAGAAGAAGAAAAUGAAGAUCUUCGACAGAAACUCAUUGAAAUGGACGUUUCCAAGCAGGUGCUGCAGAAUGAAGUGGACAAAAUGAAAGAGAGCUCUCUGAAGAAAAGAGGUGGCCGUGUCGCUACAAAACCAGAAAAGAAGCCCAUGCCGCAGGAGGAUAGUGCUGAUCUGAAAUGCCAGCUCCAUUUUGCAAAAGAAGAAGCUGCUGUGAUGUGCAAAAAGCUGACCAAGUUAGUGAAGGAGAAUGAAAACAUGAGAGAGGAACUGGUGAAGUAUAGCUCUCUUUACGGUGACCUGGACAGUGCAGUGUCUAUUGGUGAAAUUGGAGAAUCUCCUCAUGUAAGAGAAGCUGAGCUAAAAUUGCAUCUAAAGUUGGUAGAGGAGGAAGCCAACAUUUUGAGCAGGAGGACAGUGGAAUUGGAGGUUGAAAACCGUGGACUAAAAGCUGAAAUGGAUGAUCUAAAAGGUCAUGGUGAGAAAGAAUCCUCAAGCCAGGAUAUCCGACUCGGAAUUACCAGCACUAGCUAUGGUGAGUUUGGGGAGAAUGUUGGUGAACUCAGGCGUCACCUUCAAUUUGUGGAAGAGGAGGCAGAGCUUCUUAGGCGAUCCUUAAUUGAGUUAGAGGACCAAAAUAAGCACCUCAUGAAUGAACUAAAUAGAUACAAAUCUGAAUCCAAUCAGGAGUCAACAUGGUCAGAUAGUUGCCCAUCAUUAAAUGAACCUUCCCAGGAAGAGCUCAUGGCAGCAAGACUCCAAAUCAAUGACCUCAAUGGGAAAGUCAAGAAGCUGGAAUACGAGAAUCGUGUGCUCGUUUCAAACCUUCAGCGUUAUGAUCUGGCAUCCUAUCACUGCCAAAAAUGUUCCAGAGAACUUGAUACUGAUAUUAGUGACUCUGUAGAUAUCUCUUCGCCUCAGCCCAGGAGAGAAGUACCAGUUGGAGGAGAAACUGAUUCAAAGGAAAUCCAAGAGAGAACCUCUGGAAGUGGGAGCAGCAGAAUUGCUGAUAAUGAUGAUGUCACUGCUAAGUUGUUGGGAAGUAAAGACCUUGAGAUUCUGUUCAGCAUUAAAGAUCAAGCUGAACUUGUUAGUGAAGUCAUUGAUCUCUUAAUUUCAGACACAGGUGGCUUAAUUUCUGAUGCCAAGCUUUGUUCAGCCAUUGAUUUGCCAAAUCAGUCUGUCAAUGAAAUUAAUGAUGAAGCUGCAAAUGCCAAUGAUACUAAAUUAUUGAGCUCCUUUAAUUCAAGGCUACUUGGUUUAAAGAUUGAGUUGGCAUCUGUUACUGAGAAAAUUGACCGUCUUGUUGAAAGUAUCAGAGAAGAAAGCAGGAGCAUGUCCCCUUUACCCCAUCUAACAGAGUCGGCGAGCUUCCUGUCCACUAUGACAACAAUGUCUCAGGACUUGCCCAUGGACUCUGUGGGAAAAGAAUUUGCAUCGGAUUUAAAGCAGCCUGACUUUAGGGAUCAAGUGGACUGGCAGCAAGAUGUUAGCCAUACCCCGGAGAUCUGUGUAACCAAUGCUGACACCAAGGAGUGCCGGGAAAAUUCCAAGGAGUAUACUGCUAAGGAGUAUAACAUCUACAGCCAUGAGGAAAGUGACUCCUAUGCUACUGAGGUCAAGGAACUGCAACUUGAUUUAUCUGAAGCAAAGGAGGCUAUCCGAGGACUGCAGGAGCAGCUUGUUCAGGAAAGGGAACUUCGGAAUGAAGAGGCGGUGAGAUUCCAACAGAAAAUGUCACAGCUUAAAGAGGAGCAACAGAAAGCUCUUGUACGAAGAGAUUUUGAGCUGCAGAGCUUGAAUUUGCAAAGCAGACUUGAACAGAAAUUCUGGAGCCAGGAAAAAAACCUGUUUGUGAAGGAAGCCGAUCAGUUCAAACAAAACCUCUUCCUGCUCUACAUGAAACUGAAGUGGUUCCUGAAACAUUGGAAAUGUGGCAAGAAGAUGGAUAAUGAUGGGGAUGAUUUACUAGAGGUCAACAGUGUGAAAGAUUUGUAUUUGCUGAUUGAAGAAGAAGAGCUGACCCCUCGCCAAGUGGACAAUAAGACUGUGACCACAGAUGAUCAAUCUCAGAAAACCUUUGAGGAGGCUUUGACUGUUCCAGUGGGAAAAUCUGUUCCUACAUCAUGUCCGAAACAGUCAAACGAAUAUAGCAGAGUUGUAGGAGACAUUAAAAUGAUUUUAAAAGACCUCUGCACAGAGUUAAAAGAGGAAAGGAGGCGAACAAAUGAUCUUCAGCUCCAGUUCGCAAAUGCCAAAUCAGCCUGGGAGAUAGAAAAGGUGGAACUUAAAAGUCGUAUCGCACAGCUGGAAGGUAGGGCUGGCAAAAUGACCUCUGAGAAAGCUCCAGGUGAUCUCAAGACUGCUUUGAAAUGGGAGAGAGAAGAACAUCAGCAGCUCCUCGCAGAUUCCUACAGUGCAGUUAUGGAUCUAACGCAGCAGCUUCAAAUCAGUGAAAAGAACUGGAGUCAGGAAAAAUUAGAGUUACUGGACCGAUUUAACACUGAGCGGAGUCACAGCGAGCAGCGUUUGAAGGAAAUGCAGCACAAGAUCAAUCAGAUGUUGCAACACAGAAACAGUGAAAAGGAAACUUCAGAUGAAUUAGAGGCUAAGGGAACUAAUUUGCAACGGGCCAAGUCAGUUUCUUCUAUGUCUGAGUUUGAGAGCUUGUUGGACACCUCUCCAUACUUACCUCCCACCUCUGCAACCUUGCCAAAAGGUUUAAAGGAUCUUGAGGAGCUGAACAAGAAAAAUUGGAAGCACAUGAAUAACGAUGGUGAAUUGUUACAGGAGAAAUCAGAAAGCACAUUAAUCAAGCAGUCAAAUGUGGAAGUGCCUGUAAUUUCAUCUUGGGACUUCACCAUGGCAGCAAAUCUAGUUAACCCACAUCUCAAUACAAAACAAAUACAGAGGAGUUACACAGCACCAGACAGAACUGGCAUUCGUAUUUAUUACAGUCCACCAGUAGUGCGCAGGAUGGAUGGUUCUGUGGUUCAAAACAAUGAAGGAAAGAUUAUGAUUGAACCAGGCUUCCUGUUCACCAUGGCGAAACCCAAACAAACUGAGGAUUCAGAGCCCCAUUCAGAGAAUGUGUGCAACAAGUGGUUUAAUAACUUUUCCAAGCACCGGGAUUUGCUGGAAAGUGGCGCUGGGGAACAUCCUGUUUCAGUUUCUGCUGCUGCUACUGGGUUUCCAUCUGCUCUGCAUGAUCUACAAAUAUCAGGUAACAUGAGUGAUGACAUGAAGGAGGCAGCCAAUUGCGUCAGAAAUGUUAUUUGUACAAGCUCAUUGGAAAGGAAGGUUAAUACUGCAAGCCAGACUGUUGGACUUAUCAGUGUGGGUACUCAGACAACCCGAAGUAUUAGUGUUGGGUUGCAGACUGAGAGUCCAAGAUCUAUCUCUAGUAGUCUGCACCGGUCAUGGGCAUCGAGAGGAUCCUUAUUGAUGCCAACCCAGAGUUCCCGUAGCAAACAACUCUCUUCAUCUUUGGAAAAGGUGCCGACUAAGUUUGAACGUCCUUGCUGUUCACCCAAAUAUGGUUCACCAAAGUUGCAGAGAAGAAGCUCAUCAAAAAUAGAUCAUAGAGAGCGAAGUCCAUGGGCCAUGUCUCAUCGAGGACAAAAUGAGUCAGCUUGGGCUAGGUCAACUACUACAAGAGAUAGUCCAGUACUCAGUUCAAUCAAUGAUGGACUGUCCAGUUUGUUUAACGUUGUUGAACACCCAUCUGGAAGUGUCGACUCAGUUUGGAAAUCAAGCCAACAUGAAACAAAAACAAAAGGCGAUACAUCAAGAUAUGGGAUUGUUCAGGAGUUUUUCAGGAAUGUGUGUGGCAGAUCCCAGAGUCCAACAAAUGGAGCUGACAAACCAUUAAAAGAUCCAGUUUCUGAAGAAAGUAUCAGAAAAACAGAUUUGGCUGCUCCAUUGGGCCAAACGCAGGUAGACAGUGUUUCCAGAAUUGUAAAUAAAAGACUUCCCAAGCAACCGAACAAGGAGGACCAAAAACCAACAUCCUAUCCAGCCCAGGGAGCUAAAGACCCAGACACACGGGAUGCUUGUGGAGCUUCUGGUCUACUUGAGGAAACAUCAUGUGAUUGUACAUCUCAGUCACUCACCUCCUGCUUUCCAUCCAGGUCAGUUCGCCAUUCGUUAUCACAAUGUAAAUCACGUUCUUUGCCUUCAGAUCCCAGCAUGUCAGAUGAAAAAUCAGGCUGAGUCAUGAACUGUGCCACGUACCGAAGCAAGGAGACAGCUUUAUGUGUGCUAAAAUAAUGUCACUCUACAACUUUUGCUCUGACAGCAUAAGUGAAAUUCUCAGAGACAUUUUGAAAAGAUGUUUGUGAUUUUUAUUGUCGUAGUCACUGUAGAUUGCAAAGUACAAACUGUGGAGGGAAAGCAAGCUAUUGAUUUUUUAACAAGAGAAUCUGAGCAAUCUAGGUUAUAAUGCAUAGGUGGUUGAAUCAUUUCUGUAAUAGCAGUACAUAGAUGUUCAUACAACAACAGGAUUGUUAAACUAGAUUAUGAUCUAUGACAGUCUCUACUUCUUUUGGCAAACAUCCUCCUAUCUUUAUGCUGCUUUCUUCCGAUUCUCACUUGUGAUCUAUAGAUGUGUCUGGGACCUCAAUCAUUAUUGCCCCACUCCACAGAUAUAUUUAACUAAGAAGGAAUAAAAACUUGCAACACACAUUUCAAACUGCACAUUUGGGAAUCUGGAGAGAUCCCACUCACCAAUCAUAAAGUUAGCUGCAAAUUGUUAAUAUGUAUAAAGAGUAUCAAGAACUAAUAGAUCUCCUGUAGCACUGUCGUCAGAGAGUAUGGAGGAUGAAAUUUUACUUGGGUGGAGAAGUUAAGUGGGUGGAAUUGCAUGGGCCACCUGUUACACACCCUGCUUGAUAAAGGUGGUUCCCUUUAGGGAAAGGGAUUUAUAAGCAAUGUCCCCUCUAGUUUUUUUUCCAUUGUGCACAGCCUGUUCAGCGAAUGCACAGUACCUUUAAUUUUCUUUGUCUGGCAACACAAUCACGCAGCAUGUCUUAAAGGAGAUACUUGUGAGUAGCCUGUGCCGUGCUUUCCAAGUUACACAGUUUACAGGUAGUAUUACCAGAUAAGUGUUAAUUAAAUAGUGCAGGCAUGGCUCAACCAAGUGCUUUGCAGAUUUGAAAGCACUUACAAACUGCAGGCCAUUGGUUAGCUUUCUCUCUCACUUUCAGAGUUGUUUUUCAUCUGUAACAAAGUGGUUUUGUCUGGUGGAUGAUAAAAUUGAAUGUGACAGUGAAAUAAAUUCCCACAUUACUUCUGCCCCAAGACCAGUUGUUCGUUACUAUUCCUGAUGAUGCAUUCUAUCAUUUAUAAACUAUUAUUGAAGGGAAACCACUGAACUGCAAAAGGGGAAAUUAAUAUUCUGUCUAUGAUAAGAAUGAAGUAGUCGGCUGUGUGUUACAAAGCAGGAACACCUCUUAAAAUUGAAUUAGUUUAAAGAAACAACUUCACUUUCAUAAUUUACAAUAUCUGAGCUUUUUCUUGUUACUGCUUUGUGACACUGUAUAUUGUGGGUUCCAUAUACCAAAUGAAUGCAUUGGAGGUUAUGCAAUAGUCAGAGGUCACUAGCAUAUAAGUACUUGGGGGAAAGAUGACAUGUGAAGACUAUGGCCUAGCCUCUUGAGCCUACUAUAUACUGGACAGAAAGUGAAUGCUGAUUGAGCCCAGAAGUGCGCAUCCUGUAAUAUUGGUGUAGGCAAGAAAAUAUUGACAGUAAGGAUCAAUGCCUGAAGCAGGUGUUAGACACUUUGCGCAUUCAAGUAAGGGAUCUAAUGCCUGUUUGAGGCCCCCUUUGCAAUAUUGGGUUGCCCUGAUAGAUGGUUUGGCACUCGCAGCAAUGUUCAGGAAAACCAGGACUCUAUUCAGCCUAACAGGUGGAUCUUAAAGUGACAGCUACAGGCCACAACCGUAAUGGUAAGUGCUUCAAAUAUACUUAAACUGCAUGUGGAGUUGGGAGGAGCAGGAGUGCUUCCCUUGUACCCCACAUUAAAACCACGUGAGCCAGUGUCUCUUUACUGACAAGCUGCCUGUUCAUUAGGUGUUCACAGCUCACUAUCACAAUGAUCUUGAGGUGUCAGGCCCACUAUAACAUGCACCUCAGGCCUCUCUGUUUAGGACUGGAGAUUGUUCUGCCGUUUAUGGGCACCUUAGAAUUUCCAGGCCAUUUCACUGUUCUUUCCCACUCAUUUUGUAUUACUCUGGAUAUAAUCUAAAAAAAGAAAUUCUGAGGGAGAUUAUUGCACAACACUUAUAAUAGAAUUUCAGCAUUAGAAGGGAAAUUGUGCCUGAGGAAUGCUGAAAAAGAAAGAAUGGGGUGGAGAUGUGUAGUGUCAGCUGACAAUAUGUAGUGCAAGGAUUUCCUCCAUUUCCCACAUGGGCCUGGAGUAGGCCUAGUCCCAGUAUAACCGUCUGAAGGAGACAGUAGGGAGGGGGCAUCGUUUUCCUGAUUGUCUUAACAGCUGGGUACCACAGCAGAGGGAUGCUGAGAAAAACCAGGCAGGUGAUUUUCUCACUUGAAAAGCUGGCUGCCAGCAUUUGACUAUUGGUGUAGGUGUGACACCUCUACCCCCUGUUAACUGCAUGUGAUGCAGUAAGUGGUUUAACCAAUAUACCAUAAAGCAGCCACUGGAGUUGGUUCAUAAAACUGCCCGAAGCCUUCUCAUCAUUCAUUUUUGCGGGGUCAGAAGAAGGAGGAAUACUCCUCCUUUCAUCAUAUAAAUAUUUCAGCCUACUGCUGGUUCACGUGCAGCUCAUCCUGCUCAUUGCUCUCCCACCUUCGCCACCCAGUUGAUCAGCUCCGCAAAAUCCAUUGGACCCCAAUUUGGUGCAUGCAGCUUGCUGGUUCCAUGUAAAUGAGCCUUCAUCUGCACAGUACAAUGACAAGCAGCCAGUGUAUGAACUCUGCUCCCCUCCCCCUUACCUCCGACCACUGGUUUGGCACUAGAUGUUAAAAGCACUCCCUCCACCCACCCAUAGGGUAGGAUUGGGGUAGAGAUUCACCUCGGACGGUGACAUAAAAAAGGUGCUAUUGGAUCAGCUGCCCAUUCUACAUGGUACCUGAUAUUUAAUCCGACUAACUGCAAUGGAACUGAAUAUUAGACACUAUUAUUGAUUUAUUGCAGCUUGUAUGCACCACUGUCCGAGAUGAACUUCUAACCCUAUACCUUUAUAAUAUAGUAGAUUAGGUGCCUUGUUGAAUUUGUUGCCGGGGGGAGUGAAUCGGCCACCUGUUGUAGAACCGGCACAAAUUUUUUUCCCUUUGAUUUAAUGCAAUGAAUUUUAUUCUAUAAUCGGUUACAGAGCUUCUCCAAUAGAUUACUGUUCAAACAACAAAGUUGAAAGUUAUCCCUAUUCUAUUUGAUUUUAUUUCUCUUGUCUUUCCCCACCGCAUCCUCCACCCGCCCCUUGGUAUUUAUAUGCCUUAGUGUCACUAUCUGGUAUUGAGACCAGACCCCUUCAGCAUCUUUAUUUACCUGUUUCUCAUUCUAACAGCCUCUCACUCCCUUUCCCAAAUUCUCAGCUUCCAAUUUCCUUUCCCAAUUUACCUGCUUGUCUUCCUCUCUCUUUCUUCUCCUAUUUCCUCUUACAGUCUUGCUUGUCCUUCAUUUUCCCCCAGUUUGUCUUGCCUUUCCUGUCACAUCGCUGUGUCUGUCACUUAGGCUCCCUUCCGACCAUAUUCCUUUCUCUGUUCAACUAUAUUCCUCGUUCCAGGUGAUUAUCUCAACCUUUCGUUAUCCCAUCCAUCAUUACCCCAUCCACUCUAACUUCCUCUGGCUAGCCUCUCCCAAACUGUGUGCCUUCCAUUUCCCAUCCCCUUUUGGGCAGAUCUCACUUUUCCCAGUCUGUGACCCUUUUCCAUUUUUCUCCCAAUCUGUAUUUUCUUCUCACCCUUCCAGUCUGACCUUCCUUAACAUGUCAUGUUCCAAUCUAGCAGCCUUGGUAUUGCUCCUCCUCCAUCUACAUCCUUUAGCUCUUCACAUGACCUGUUCCAAUCUGGUGACCUUUGCUAUUGCCUCUUCCGAAACUUAUUCCCUCUCUGGUCCAGUUUCCUUAAUAUCAUCUUUCCUAGUUUGUUUCCCCUUUCAAAUGCCUUUACUAAUUUGUCUUCCUUUUUCACCCCCAUGAUCUUUACCAGUCUAGCUGCUUCCAUAUCCAGUUACCCAUGUCUCGAUGACCUUCCCAAAAUGGCUCAACUUGUCAUUUCUUUUGCCAUUCUUGUUCACUUUCCAGUUGCUCUCCCCUUCUUGUCUGACAUUCUUCACAAAUGUCUUCCUUUUCAAACGCCCUUAAUUCCCCUGUGUACAUUUGUCAUUAUACUUAUUAGUGUCUCUAUCUACUUUCCUGUUAGUAUUUCUCCUAGUUCCCCUUUCCAUUGCCCCUACGAUCUGCCUCCUAUUUCCUGCUUGUUUUUCCCUUUGAAUCCCUUCAGUGUUCUUCUGGCUUUUUUUCCUCAUUGCAUCUCCCAAUCUUCCCCCUAUCCCACCCCCACGUUACCACUCCCAGACUGGUUUGCACUUCCAUUGUCCCUUUCAAUAUAACUCAUAACUUGCCUUUUAAUUUCUUCUAGUCUAUUCCAGCAUUAUUUUCCUUCCUUUCUCUAUUUCUCAUUUUCAGUCUUCUAGUUGCCUCUACCAAAAUGUCUUCCUCUUGCAUCCAUUUCCAUUUACUCUCCCACUCUCAGUCCUUGUUUGAAUGUGUAUGUCUCUUCUCCCAUACCCCUCACUCCCGUUGUUAUUGCUCUUACCAAAUUGUCUGUUUCCCACUGCCCCCACACCUUGCCCCACACUCCCCACAAUGUCAUCCAUCACAUUGCCCUUUUCUUUGUUUAACCUACCAUGGCUCUUCUGUUUUAGUUCCCAUGCUAGCUUGCCUUCUCAAGUUGUCUCUCACUUGUCUUUCUUCCCUUUACUUCUUCCAAUUCAGUUCAUGUAUUAAGUUGGCUCCCUUCCCCACUUGCCUACCCAGCCCCGCCUUUAAUUGGCUUCCCUUGCCAAUACUCCCAACCUGGCACCUUUUCCACUGGCCAUCCCAAUCUGCCUUCCCAUUUCUCCUUGUAAUUUUUCUCCCCUGCUACUCAUCUCAUCCCAUACCUUGUUCAUUGACUCCAUUUGUUCAACCCAAUCUAACAUCACAUCUCAGCCUAAAACUUUUACGGGCCCUGGUGAUUCCACUCGAUACUUUGGCUUCCACGUAAUUUCUUUGGGAUGGGUACUCUGCUGUAUCAGCAGAGGCAUCUGCUCCAUUUAGCCACAGGAAACAAGUAGUGGUUCCUUGCUAGGAUUGAUUGCUGUUUGCCUUCUCCACUGUAGGUUCUGAAUGAGGCCUACACCUGCUCACGGCAACAUAGGUUCUGCUAAGCCUAUCAGAGAAAUUUCAGGCAAAAUUCUUGGGGUUGCCCUAAAUGGCUUCAGAAACAUCCCUAAACUCCUGGAAUGAUGUGAUUGGUACAGGCAGAAGCACCUACACUUCCAACAUCAGGAGGAAACUAUAAGAGGGUGGAAACCUAAUGGAACCAAAUUGCAAACCUUCUCCCUUGCCGAACCAAUAGGAACUCUUCACUGAGUGGAAGUUUUAUGCUCUUUUUAUCCCUCUCAAUGUGUUUUUCCUUGUUAUCCCACUGUUCCAGUCUGGCUACCCUUCCCAUUUACCUUUUCAGCCUAGCCCUCCUUCCCGUGACCUCUCUCAAUGCAACCCUGGUUCUUUGUUUGUCUCUUCUACUCCUUCCCCAUAUUUUGACCUCUUCAAUUUCACUCCCCUUUCAUUGCACAAUCCAAUAUGAGCUUCUUUCCUGUUACACUUCCCUAUCUGGCUCCCCUCAAUAUUCUGCUCAAUGUUCCCUUGAUGUUUAAUGGAACAUUGUCUUCCUCUGGUGGCCCUUGCAAUUACAUCUUUUAGGUUGGAUUCCAUCCCAUUCCCCCCUCAAAUUAUUUCUGCUUGCCCUUAUUUCCCAUCCUUGUCUAAUUCCAUGUAGCUUCCCAUAUUGAUUACCCUGGAUCUUUUGACUCUUACCACUCCAUUUACCUUUGACUUCCCUUUCCUGUACCCACCCACCGCCCCCCCCCGCAUCACAAUUUGACUCCGUCUGGUUUUCUAUAAUGUAUAAAAAUCCAUCUCCCCUUACCAUCACCUCUACCCAUUUGAUUGUUUCUGGUUUUCAAUGAUUUUUAUCCCUACCAACCUGUCUUCCCCUUUGCCAUCCCUAUUAACUCUCCCAUUUUAGCUCCAUUUGUCAUUGCCCUCUCCAGUCUGAAGUUCUCUGCUUCUCAUGUUGCUAACCAUCUAUCUUUUGCAGGCACCCUUUUAUGCUUUCCAUUCUGACUUACACUGGCUUCCUUACUAUUAACCUGACAAAUCCAGCUUUCCUAGCUAUUUCCUGUCCCAAUUUGUGAUAUGCUGGUUUCCAUUGCCACUGCCUUUUCUAAUUUAUUUUCUUUGGCUAUUCUGCCUAUUGCCCACCCAAUUUGGCCUUCCUUGACCUCCCUUGCCACUGUUCCUCCCAUUCUAGCUUCCUCUCUUUUCGUUGCCACUCUCCCCUCUGCCUUCCCCUCAUACUUACUCCAUUCACUUUGACUUCUCAUGAUCCUUCCCUUACAAAUCUAGGGCAGAAUUUUGCCCUCGGAUGGCGUGCGGGCCCCACCGGCUCGGCAGCGGGCGGACAGCCGACCCCCACCACCGAAACGGGGCCCACCGCCAUUUUGAGUGGACGGGCCAAUUAAGGCCCACCCAGCGGCCUGCCCGACGCUUCCUGUUCCAGGGGGAGGGAAUUCCCAUCUGUCAAAGUGUGCUCUUUCGCACAUGCGCGCAAAAGAUUGCACUGCUCCCUGAGGCAAAG